Messenger RNA from Nycticebus coucang (slow loris), 11416 nucleotides. It is a transcript of the gene GOLGB1, whose product is annotated as golgin B1. Lineage: Eukaryota; Metazoa; Chordata; Mammalia; Primates; Lorisidae. The coding region runs from base 134 to 9919 and encodes 3261 amino acids. The transcript has 22 exons. The record is from RefSeq and is a predicted model, not a curated record. Gene Ontology annotation, cellular component: Golgi apparatus; endoplasmic reticulum-Golgi intermediate compartment; membrane.
CCGUCCCAACUGCGAGUGGUUGAGUCCCUGGCGGGGCGCGGCGGUGGUAGGUGUAGCGUACGGGUUCCCGAGCUGACGUGGCUUAAAUUGGGAGGGGGGCAGCUGGAACCUCCGGCGGCAACCGCUUCCAGAAAUGCUGAGCCGAUUGUCAGGAUUAGCAAAUGUUGUUUUGCAUGAAUUAUCAGGAGAUGACACUGAUGAGAAUAUGAGGGCUCCCUUAGACCCUGAAUUACCCCAGGAAUCUGAUAUGGAAUUUAAUAAUAGAACACAAGAGGAUGUUCUGGAACGCCUGGCUUAUGCAGAGAAGUUAGUGGUGGAGCUAAAAGAUAUUAUUAGGCAGAAAGAUGUUCAACUGCAGCAGAAGGAUGAAGUUCUACAGGAAGAAAGAAAAGCUGCUGAUAACAAAAUAAAAAAAUUAAAACUUCAUGCUAAGGCCAAAUUAACUUCUUUGAAUAAACACAUAGAAGAAAUGAAGGCUCAAGGAGGAACUGUUCUGCCUACAGAAUCUAAGUCAGAGGAGCAACUUUCCAAGCAUGACAAGAGUUCAACAGAGGAAAAUACGGAAAUAGAAAUAAUGAAACAUAAACUCCAGGAGAAGGAGGAAUUAAUUAACACUUUGCAAGCCCAGCUUACCCAGGCACAGGCAGAGCCAGCUGCACAGUUUAAUAAGAGUAAUAUAGAAAUUGAAGAAUUUAUAAUUAUGAAACAACAGCUCCAGGAUCAGGAGAAACUUAUAGGCACUUUGCAAGCCCAGCUCAGCCAGACACAGGCAGAACAAGCUGCACAGUUGAGUUCCAUGCAGCAGGUGGUCCGAGAGAAAGAUGCCCGCUUUGAAACACAAGUUCGUCUUCAUGAAGAUGAGUUGCUUCAGUUAGUAACCCAGGCAGAUGUGGAAACAGAGAUGCAACAGAAAUUGAGAGUGAUGCAGAGGAAGCUUGAAGAACAUGAAGAAGCCUUGGUGGGCCGUUCUCAGGUUAUUGACUUACUACAACAGGAGCUGACUGCUGCUGAACAGAGGAACCAGAUUCUCUCUCAGCAGUUACAGCAGGUGGAAGCUGAGCAUAACACUUUAAGGAAUACUAUGACAACAGAAAGACAAGAGUUCAAGAUUCAGGUAGAAAAGAUGGAACUUGAAGUGGCAGAGAAAAAACUGUCCUUUCAUAACCUCCAAGAAGAGAUGCAUCAUCUUUCGGAAAAGUUUGAGCAAGCAGGCCAAGCCCAGGCUGAACUGGAGUCUCAGUACAGUGCUUUGGAGCAAAAGCACAAAGCAGAAAUGGAAGAGAAGACUUCUCACAUUUUGAGUCUUCAAAAGACUGAACAAGAGCUGCAGUCUGCCUGUGAUGCUCUGAAGGAUCAAAAUUCGGAGCUUCUCAAAGAUAAGAAUGAACAAGCAGUUCAGUCAGCCCAAGCCAUUCAAGAGUUGGAAGAUCAACUCCAGCAAAAGUCCAAAGAAAUUAGCCAACUUAAUAAACCAACCUUACAAAACCAUGAAAUAGCAUCUCAGACAUCUUUCCCAGAUCAGGGCACACAGGCAGACACUGAGGAGACUCUUGCCUCUUUGCAGAAGAGAGUGGUAGAACUAGAGAAUGAAAAGGGAGCCCUGCUCCUUAGUUCUAUAGAGCUGGAGGAGCUGAAAGCUGAGAAUGAAAAACUGUCUUCUCGGAUUAUUCUUCUGGAGGCUCAGAAUAGAACUGGGGAAGCAGAUAGAGAAGUCAGUGAGAUGAGCACAGUUGAUAUUACCAGGCUCAACAGGAACAGCUCUUCUACCAAGGAAAAUGAACAAGAUGUUCUAGAGAGCACAGUUUCUCAGAAACAUAAAGAGUUAUCAGUUUUAUUGUUGGAAAUGAAAGAAGCUCAAGAAGAAAUUGCAUUUCUUAAAUCACAGCUCCAGGGCAAAAGGGCUGAGAGGGAGCCUGAGGUCCUUGACCAAAUGGAAAUGAAACAGACAGAAAUUCAAAGAAUACCUGCAAUUAAAAGGAAAGUAUUUCUUGAAGAUAGAGGGCAAGAUUUUCCCUUGAUGCCAAAUGAAGAAAGCAGUCUUUCAGCAAUUGAAAAAAAAGAACAGGAGAGUACCAAACAUCAGACUAGAACACCUGAAGAAAUAUCAUUAAAUGAUGGUGGAAUGGAGUUGAAAUCAACAAAACAGGACGAUGUUAAUAAAUCCCUUUCUGCUGUACCGGAUAAUGGUCAGUAUCAGGAUGAGUUGGAAAGAUUAAAAAGUCAAAUUUUGGAACUUGAGAUAAACUUUCAUAAAGCAGAAGAAAUCUAUGAGAAAAGUUUAGAUGAGAAAGCUAAGGAAAUUAAUAAUUUAACCCAGUCAAUUGAGGAAUUUAAGAAAAAUGCUGAAAAUACCAGCAGUGUGCUCACUGCUUUGUCUGAAGAAAGAGAGCAGCUUCUUUCUCAGGUGAAGGAACUUAGUGUAGUAACAGAACUGAGGGCUCAGGUAGAGCAACUGGAAACAAAACUUGCAGAAGCAGAAAAGCAAAGAACACUUGAAUAUGAAAGCCAAAGUACUCAACACAACCUGCUAACUGAGCAGAUUCACAGUGUCAGCAUAGAAGCCAAAUCUAAAGAUGUGAAAAUUGAAGUUUUACAGAAUGAACUGGAUGAUGUGCAGCUUCAGUUUUCUGAGCAGAGCACACUGAUAAGAAGCCUGCAAAGUCAGCUGCAGAAGAAGGAAAGUGAAGUGCUUGAGGGGGCAGAGCAUGUGAGGGAUAUUUCAAAUAAGAUGGAAGAACUGCUACAGACACUUUCACAGAAGGAACUUGAAAUAGCAAAGAUGGAUCAACUGUUACUAGAGAAAAAGAGAGAUGUGGAAACCCUCCAACAAACUAUCGAGGAGAAGGAUCAGCAAGUGACAGAAAUCAGCUUUAGUAUGACUGAGAAAAUGGUUCAGCUUAAUGAAGAGAAGUUUUCUCUUGGGGUUGAAAUUAAAACUCUUAAAGAACAGCUAAAUUUAUUAUCAAGAGCUGAAGAAGCAAAAAAAGAGCGGGUAGAAGAAGAUAACGAUGACGUUUCUGGCCUUAAACAUAAUUAUGAUGAGUUGAGCCCAGCAGGGCUAAUAAGUAAAGAAGAACUUCAGCAUGAAUUAGAUCUUCUGAAGAAAGAAAGUGAGCAGAGAAAGAGAAAGCUCCAGGCAGCUCUUAUUAACAGAAAGGAACUUCUACAAAGAGUCAGUAUAUUAGAAGAGGAAUUAGCCAAAGUGAAAGACAAAUCUAGGAAAGAGAUACCACUCAGUGAGAAUGAGAGGAGGGAAAUGGAGGAAAAUAAAGAGAACAAGGAAGACUCAGAAAAAUGUGUGACUUCUAAGUGCCAAGAAAUAGAAAUGUCUUUAAAACAGACCAUAUCUGAGAAAGAACUGGAACUAGAACAUGUAAGGAAGGGUUUGGAAGAAAAGAUAGCAGCUGAAGAAGAGUUACAGACUAUAGUUAAACAGAUGGGUCAGAGCUUGCAAGAUAAGACAAACCAAAUAGAUUUGCUGCAAGCGGAAAUCGUUGAAAACCAAGCAAUUAUCCAGAAGUUAACCUCAAGUAAUAAGGAUGCAGGUGAUGGAGACUCAGUAGCACCUGUAAAAGAAACAGCUGCAAUCAGUCCACUUGGUACAGGGGAUGGAGAACACUGGAAACCAGAAUUGGAAGAAAGGAUAUUAAGCCUUGAAAAAGAAAAGGAGCAACUUCAAAAGAAGCUACAGGAAGUCUUAACUUCCCGCAAGGCAAUUCUAAAAAAGGCACAGGAGAAAGAAAGACAUCUUAAGGAGGAACUAAAGCAACAGAAAGAUGACUAUAAUCGCUUGCAAGAGCAGCUUAAUGAGCAGAGCAAGGAGAAGGAGAAUAUUGCAGAUCAGCUUGCACAACUCCAGAUUCAAGUACAGGAGUCCAUAGAUAGAAAACACCCAGCCACUGACCCACAGGAACCAAGCUCUCCCACUCAAGAUUUAGAACAACCUUUAUUCAAAGCCACAGAACAGCAUCCUACCCAACCUGUUUUAGAGUCUGAUUUGUACCCAGACUGGCCUUCUCAUUCCGAAGAUACAAGUACUCUGCAGGGUAAUACUUCCAUUGCCCACAUUAAGGCCAAACUGAAAGAAAUAGAGACUGAGAAAGAACAGUUAGAAUUGAAAUUUAGUUCUGCAACAAAUGAGCUUACCAAAAAAUCAGAAGAAGUAUUUCUGUUACAAGAGCAGAUAAACCAACAGGAUUUAGAAAUCCAGAGUCUGAAGACAGCAUCCCAUGAAGCUGAAGCCCAUGCAGAAAGCCUGAAGCAGAAACUGGAAAGCAGUCGGCUAGAAAUUGCUGGCUUAGAACAUCUGAGAGUAUUACAGCCUGAACUAGAUGAACUGCAGAAACUUAUAAGCAAAAAGGAAGAAGAAAUUAGCACUAUUUCUGGACAACUUAGAGAGAAAGAAGAAUCCCUUGCUAAAGUACAGACAGAGAUUAUAGAACAAGAAGAUUUAAUUAAGGCUCUACAUACACAGCUUGAAAUACAAGCCAAAGAACAUGAUGAGAGGAUAAAGCAGUUGCAGGUAGAACUUUGUGAAAUGAAGCAAAAACCAGACGAGAUUGAAGAAGAAAGUAGGGCAAAGCAACAAAUACAGAGGAAACUGCAAGCUGCCCUUAUUUCUCGAAAAGAAGCACUGAAAGAAAACAAAGGUCUCCAAGAAGAGUUGUCUUUGGCCAGAGAUACCAUUGUACGGCUCACCAAGUCUCUAGCAGAUAUAGAAAGUCAAGUUUCUGCUCAAAAUAAAGAAAAAGAUACAUUCUUAGGAAGAUUAGCUCUUCUUCAGGAAGAAAGAGACAAACUCAUUACAGAAAUGGACAAGUCUUUACUAGAAAAUCAAAAUCUCAAUGGCUCUUGUGACAGUCUAAAGCUAGCUCUAGAGGGUCUUACUGAAGACAAGGAAAACUUAGUGAAGGAAAUUGAAUCUUUGAAAUCUUCUAAGAUUGCAGAAAGCACAGAGUGGCAAGAGAAACACAAGGAGCUACAAAAAGAAUAUGAAAUUCUUCUACAGUCCUAUGAGAAUGUUAGCAAUGAAGCCGAAAGGAUUCAGCAUGUGGUAGAAACUGUGAGGCAAGAGAAGCAAGAACUGUAUGGCAAGUUAAGAAGUGCAGAAGCAAACAAGAAAGAGACAGAAAAGCAGUUUCAAGAAGCUGAGCAAGAAAUGGAGGAAAUGAAAGAAAAGAUGAGAAAGUUUGCUAAAUCUAAGCAACAGAAAAUCCUAGAGCUGGAAGAAGAGAAUGAGCGGCUUAGAGCAGAGGUACACCCUACAGGGGGUACAGCUAAAGAAUGUAUGGAAACACUUAUUUCUUCCAAUUCCCAUAUGAAAGAAGAACUUGAAAGGAUCAAAACAGAGUAUGAAACCCUCUCUGAGGAGUUUAAGACUUUACUGGCUGAGAAAAAGUUUCUAAGUGAAGAAGUUCAAGACUUAAAGCACCAGAGAGAAGAUAUUGCAUUUAAACAAGCUAGCCUAGAAGCACCUGAGAAACAUAACAAAAUGGAUAUGCUUGAAGAGGGAACACAAUCUGUACCAGGUGAGGUGAAAGAGCAACACUCCCUGAGUAUCAGCACAAGACCUGCAUGCUCAGAAUCUGCUCUAUCAGAGAACAGUGCUAAACCUGAUGUAAGUGAGGAUUUCAGCUCACAUGACAAAAUUAAUAAUUACCUACAACAGAUUGAUCAGCUCAAUCAAAGAAUUGCUGAAUUAGAGGUAGAGAAGCAGAAAGACAAAGAACUUAGCCAGACUUUAGAAAAUGAGAGAAAUACCUUACUGAGUCAGGUGUCAACAAAGGAUGAUGAACUAAAAAUGCUUCAGGAUGAGGUAACCAAAAUAAACCUGUUAAAUCAGCAAAUCCAAGAAGAACUCUCCAGAGUUACCAAACUAAAAGAGACAGCAGAAGAAGAGAAAGAUGAUUUGGAAGAGAGGCUUAUGAAUCAAUUAGCGGAACUUAAUGGAAGCAUUGGCAAUUAUUAUCAGGAUGUUACAGAUGCCCAAAUAAAAAAUGAGCUACUGCAAUCUGAAAUGCAGAACCUUAAAAAGUGUAUGAGUGAAUUGGAGGAAGAAAAGCAGCAGUUGGUCGAGGAGAAAACUAAGGUGGAAUCAGAAAUACGAAAGGAAUAUUUGGAGAAAAUACAGGGUGUUCAGGAAGAACCUGGCAAUAAAAGCCAUGCAAAGGAACUUCAGGAACUGUUAAAAGAAAAACAACAAGAAGUAAAGCAACUGCAGAAGGACUGUAUCAGGUAUCAAGAGAAAAUCAGUGCUCUAGAGAGAACCGUGAAAGCCCUAGAAUUUGUUCAAACUGAAUCCCAAAAAGAUUUGGAAAUAACCAAAGAAAAGCUGGCUCAAGCAGUUGAACACCGCAGCAAAGCACAAGCAGAAUUAGCUAACUUCAAAGUACUGCUAGAUGACACACAGAGUGAAGCAGCAAGGGUUCUAGCAGACAAUCUCAAGUUGAAAAAGGAACUUCAGUCAAAUAAAGAAUCAAUUAAAAGCCAAAUGAAGCAGAAGGAUGAAGAUCUUGAGCGAAGAUUGGAGCAGGCAGAAGAGAAACACCUGAAAGAGAAGAAGAAUAUGCAGGAGAAACUGGAUGCUUUGCAUAGAGAAAAAGUCCAACUGGAGGAGACAUUUGGAGAAAUUCAGCUUACUUUGAAUAAGAAAGACAAGGAAGUUCAGCAACUUCAGGGAAACUUGGACAGUACAGUGGCCCAACUUGCUGCCUUCACUAAGAGCAUGUCUUCCCUGCAGGAUGAUAGAGACAGGGUGAUAGAUGAAGCUAAGAAGUGGGAGAGGAAGUUCGGUGAUGCAAUUCAAACCAAAGAAGAAGAAAUUAGACUUAAAGAAGAGAAUUGCAGUGUUCUAAAGGAUCAACUUAAACAGAUGUCCAUCCAUAUGGAGGAAUUAAAGAUCAACAUUUCCAGGCUUGAACAUGACAAGCAAAUUUGGGAGUCCAAGACCCAGACAGAGGUCCAGCUUCAACAGAAGGUCUGUAAUACUCUACAGGGGGAAAACAAAGAACUUUUGUCCCAGCUAGAAGAGAUUCGACACCUAUACCAUAAUUCUCAGAAUGAAUUAGCUAGGUUGGAAUCAGAACUUAAGGGUCUCAGAGACCAGUCAGCUGAUUUAAAUAACUCUUUAGAAAAAUGUAAGGAACAGAAAGAAAACUUGGAAGGGAUAAUAAAGCAGCAAGAGGCUGAUAUAAAAAAUUGUAAGUUCAGUUAUGAACAACUAGAAACUGAUCUUCAGGCCUCCAAAGAGCUGACCAGUCAGCUACAUGAAGAAAUACAUAUGAAAGAACAGAAGAUUAUAAGCCUGCUGUCUAGCCAGGAAGAGGCAAUUCAAGUAGCUCUUGCAGAACUCCAUCAGCAACAUGAUAAAGAAAUUAAAGAACUGGAAAACCUGCUGUCCCAGGAGGAAGAGGAGAAUAUUGUCUUAGAAGAGGAGAACAAAAAAGCUGUUGACAGAACAAAUCAACUUAUGGAAGCACUGAAAACUAUGAAAAAGGAAAACAUUCAGCAAAAGGCUCAAUUGAAUUCCUUUGUUAAAUCCAUGUCUUCACUCCAGAAUGAUCGAGACCGCAUAGUAGGUGACUAUCAACAACUGGAAGAGCGACAUCUCUCUGUAAUCUUGGAAAAAGACCAACUUAUCCAAGAGGCUGCUGCUGAGAAUAAUAAGCUUAAGGAAGAAAUUCGAGGCUUGAGAAGUCAUAUGGAUGAUCUCAAUUCUGAGAAUGCCAAGCUUGAUGCAGAGCUGAUCCGGUAUAGAGAAGAUCUGAACCAAGUAAUAUCAAUAAAGGACUGCCAGCAAAAGCAACUGCUGGAAGCUCAACUUCAACAAAAUAAGGAACUAAAAAAUGAAUACUCUAAAUUAGAAGAAAAGCUCAAGGAGUCUGAGGAAGCAAAAGAGCAUCUGCAGAAAUUGUCUAAUGCCCUACAAGAGGAGAAACAAGGUUUAUCUAAAGAGAUUGAGAGUUUGAAAGAAUCUAUAUCACAGCUAAACAGACAAGUGACUGCCUUGCAAGAAGAGGGCUCUUUAGGAAUCUAUCAUGCCCAAUUAAAAGGAAAAGAAAAAGAGAUACAGAGCUUAAGCACUACACUUUCCACCUCUGAGAAGAGAAUUGCAGAACUGGAGGAGGAAUUGGUUUCCGUUCAAAAGGAAGCUGCUAAGAAAGUAGGCCAAAUUGAAGAUAAACUGAAGAAAGAAUUAAAGCAUCUCCAUCACGAUGCAGGGAUAAUGCGUAAUGAAACCGAAACAGCAGAAGAGAGGGUGGCAGAGCUGGCAAGAGAUCUGAUAGAAAUGGAACAGAAAUUACUCAUGGUCACCAAAGAAAAUAAAGAUCUCACAGCACAAAUUCAGUCUUUUGGAAGGUCUAUGAGUUCCUUGCAGAAUAGUAGAGAUCAUGCCAAUGAAGAGUUUGAUGAACUGAAAAGGAAAUAUGAUGCCAACCUGAAGGAGCUGGCCCAGCUAAGAGAACAGCAGGGCCUCCCACACAGAGAGCUAGAUGCUCCUCUUUCUAAAGAUUCCUUUGCAAUGAACUCCACUGAGGAGAAUAGCUUUUUGCACCUUGAGAAACUUAACCAACAGCUCCUGUCCAAAGAUGAGCAGCUGCUUCACUUGUCCUCACAACUAGAAGACUCUUACAACCAAGUGCAGUCCUUUUCCAAGGCUAUGGCCAGUCUACAGAAUGAGAGAGAUCACCUGUGGAAUGAGCUGGAGAAAUUCCGAAAGACAGAGGAAGGAAAGCAGAGGUCUGCAGCCCAGCCUGCUACCAGCCCAACUGAAGUACAGAGUUUGAAAAAAGCUAUGUCUUCACUCCAAAAUGACAGAGAGCGACUACUGAAGGAGUUGAAGAAUUUGCAGCAACAAUACUUACAGAUUAAUCAAGAGAUUAUUGAGUUACGUCCACUGAGGGCUCAACUUCAGGAGUAUCAAGAUAAGACAAAAACAUUUGAGGUUAUGCAAGAAGAGCUCAGACAGGAAAAUCUCUCCUGGCAGCAUGAGCUACAUCAGCUCAGGAUGGAGAAGAAUUCCUGGGAAAUGCAUGAAAGGAGAAUGAAGGAGCAGUACCUUCUGGCUAUCUCAGAUAAAGAUCAGCAGCUCAGUCAUCUGCAGAAUCUUAUGAGGGAACUGAGGUCUUCUACCUCUCAGACUCAGCCCCACAAAGUACAAUACCAAAGACAAGCAUCCCCAGCUUCCCUAGAUGGGUCACAAAACCUAGUUUAUGAGACAGAACUUCUUAGAACCCAGCUCAAUGACAGCUUAAAGGAAAUGCACCAGAAGGAAUUAAGAAUUCAGCAACUAAAUGGCAAGUUCUCUCAGCUACUGGAAGAGAAAAACACCCUUUCCAUUCAACUCAGUGAUACUAGUCAGAGUCUUCGUGAGAACCAACAGCACUACAGUGACCUUUUCAAUCACUGUGCAGUCUUGGAGAAGCAAGUUCAAGAGCUGCAGGCGGGGCCACUAAAUAUAGAUGUUGCUCCAGGAGCUCCCCAGGAAAAAAAUGGGGUUCACAGAAAGAGUGAUCCUGAGGAACUGAGGGAGCCACAGCAAAGCUUUUCUGAAGCCCAGCAGCAGCUGUCCAACACUAAACAGGAAGUGAGUGAAUUGAGGAAGCUGCUGGAAGAAGAACGAGACCAAAGAGUGGCUGCUGAGAAUGCCCUCUCUGUGGCUGAGGAGCAGAUCAGGCGGUUGGAGCACGGUGAGUGGGACUCUGCCCGGACUCCUAUCCUUGGCUCCUGUGGCACUCAGGAGCAAUCACUGUUAAUAGAUAUCACAAGCAACAGUUGUCGAAGGACUCGAACUGGUGCUGGAUGGAAGCGGGUCCUGCGUUCACUCUGUCAUUCUCGGACCCGAGUGCCACUGCUGGCAGCCAUCUAUCUUCUGAUGGUUCAUGUCCUACUCAUUCUGUGUUUCACAGGCCAUCUAUAGACUUAGUUACUUUUUGGACCACUGCCCUCAGAACUUGGAAUUCCCUCACUUCUAAUGUCAAAACUGUCAAUUCCAGUGGAACAGUCUUCCCACUUUACUCUCCAUGUAAAGUACCUACAAAAACAGAGGUGGAUAUGGAGCUGCAGGGAAUCUGCUUUCUUCUACUGCCCUGGGCUGGAACCCUUCUACUUAAUCUGAGAAACCUCGUAGUUGGUUUGUUCAGCCUGAUAUUUGUUCAGAUUUUGUAGAGCCCUGAUCUUUUUUAAACCUAUAAAAAGAAUUGAAGAAUGUCUUUCACCCAAGCCAAGAGGAUGUUUUCAAUAAACCUAACAAUCUAAAGUCCAGUAUCAUUUUGAUUGAUAACUUCAUUUGCCUUGUUUGCCUGUAUUUUCUCUUGCUUCCAGGGCAAGGUGGCUCUGUGAUAAAAAAAAUUCAGGGAAAUGAACACAUCUCCUCAAAGGACAUGUGAUUAGAUCUCUUGCAGAAUAGGGUGAGAGCUGAAGAACUCCCUGAGGGUCUUAGCUAUCGGUCACAGGAGAGAAGACCUAGGUAUUCUUCCCUGGGUGUUCAGACAUAAUUGGAGUGAGGAUUUUUGGUCUUGCACUGUAAAGACAGAAUUCCAUCCCAUGUAUACUGAAGUGGUUUUUCUUUUUGUUUUGUUUUUUGAGACAGUCUCAUUUUGUUGCCCUUGGUAGAGUGCCAUGGUGUCAUAGCUCACAGCAACCUCAAACUGUUGGGCUCAAGUGAUCCUCUUGCCUCAGCCUCCGAAGCAGCUGGGACUGCAGGUGCCCGCCAUAAUGCCUGGCUAUUUUUAGAGAUAGGAUCUCCCUCUUACUCAGUCCUGUCUGGAACGCCUGCGCUCAAGCAGUCCACCCGCUUCAGCCUCCCAGAGUGCUAGGAUUACAAGCGUGAACUCGGCAUAUACUGAAGUUUUAAAUGGCCUAUGUCUUUCACUGAAAGGCAGGAAGAACUAGCUACAGACAGCAGGGUUCAGAUUCAUGACACUUCUGUGUUAUCUGGAUAUGCCUGAAGGUGGGCGCUGAGACAAUGCUCUGGGGCCAGCAGGAGCCAGUCCUAGGUGAAGCAUUAACUCCAAGCGAGAAACAAGGACCUCUUGUCCCUGCACCUCAUAGCCUCUUAAAGUACUAAGCUAUUUUGCUGUUGGUGACAUUUCACUUUCUCUGCCCCAUAGCUUUGGUAAUGGAAGGAGGAUAUAGAGAAGAGAAAAUACUUAAGUCUAGACUCGAAAAGGACAUUCAGGAUUGAAUUCUAUUUGUGCCUCUUCUUCCCUGCAUCUUCUCCCGUCCCCCACCCUUACCAGUUUGUUAUUUUCUUAUUAUGUACAUAUGUUCCAUCCCUAUUCUUACCACCCAAAGAGAAAAGACUGGUGGGCUGACUGAUCUGCUCUAAAUCAUGAUUCUAUGGUGAUUAAAUCUUGGUCACAGCAUUCCAGGAACUUUCCUGAAUAACUGUAAAAUAAUAAAAUUAUUUUCCGAA